Cuscuta europaea is the source of this 3420-nucleotide messenger RNA. NCBI's taxonomy places the organism in Eukaryota, Viridiplantae, Streptophyta, Magnoliopsida, Solanales, Convolvulaceae. The record is from the annotation of a GenBank genome assembly.
UUGGUGUAUUAUACAGUAUUUUCUAGUGCAAGUAGCCGUGGAAAGAGUGGGCAGGCAAAGCGAUACGUCAAGUCAAGAAGACGAUACUGUAAAAAUCAAUGGUGAAUUGAAGAAGAAGAAGAAGACGACGAAAGGGACAGAUAUGAAGUGGAGGUGGGACUCCAUCUUCCCCACUUAAAUAAAUAAAUCAUAUUUGCUUUCCACUCGCUAUACACACAUGCGCAGGCUCCGAUCUUUUCUUUUCCCGUUCCUUCUUCUAUAGCUAGCAGGGCAGGGGGUGGGGGAGAAAUGGGGGGGUGCACCGCGUCCAAGCUGGACAACGAGGAUACCGUCCGCCACUGCAAGGACCGGUGCCGCCUCAUGAAGGAGGCGGUCUACGCCCGCCACCACUUGGCCGCCGCCCACUCCGAUUACUGCCGCUCCCUCCGGAUAACCGGCUCCGCCCUGGUUUCCUUCUCCGCCGGGGAAUCCUUUUCCGUCUCCCACGAGACACCUGCCGUUUUCCUCCGCACUCCUUCCUCCGCCUCCGCUGCCUUCAAAACCCCUCCCCGCCCGCCGCCGGUGCGCAUCCCUUCACCAUCUCCGUCCAUUCACCAACCCCAACCGCCCCCGCAGCCGCAGCCGCAGCACUUCUCCCACUCCCGUUCUCCCUCAGUCGCCAGCUCUCUCUCCUCCCAGCGCCACCAGCAGCUCCGGUUACCGCAAACCCGCCAGAAAAAGCCCACUAUGAAACUCCCCCACAUCCUCUCCGACUCCAGCCUCCCCACCACGCCGACCACCAACAAUUUCUUCGAUCACCCAUACGCCACCGCGAAUUCUCCCUCACAAGCUUCCUCCGUCUGGAAUUGGGAAAAUUUCCACCCUCCUUCACCCCCAACAUCCGAGUACUUCGAACAGCUCCAGAAAAACAAGGCCCAGCCGCCGCACGAUCACAUCAACCAGCACAGUGAUGAAGAAGACGAAAACGAUGACGACAACUCGUCUUCGUAUUCCCAAUUCCCACCACCUACCAUUCCUCCCCAGAAUGCAUCUUUCAAGCAGUAUGAUUUCUUUGAUAACCAGAGUGUCAACGAUGAAAAGGCUUCUGUUCACUCUUCACGUUCUCACCCCUCUAAUGAGGGGAAUUUGCGUAGUCAAACCCCGAUUUUGCAGAAUAAUCAACAGCAGCAACAGCAGCCUAGGAGUAAUUUGCAUAAUCAAGACCAUAUUUUGCAGAACCGACACCAUCAUCUUCAACAAAAUGGUAAAUGGGAAAAUGAAGGAGAGAGGGAAGAAUUACAAUACAUUAAGAGGAGGGAUUUUCAUAAUCAAGAUCAGAAUAUUCAGAGUCAUCAGUUUCAUCACCGGAUGAGUAAUCAAGAUCCGAUUUUGCAGAAACAAGAUCAAAAUCUGCAGAACCAUCUUCAUCAUCUUCAACACAACAAUAGCAAUUGGGAAAGUGAAGCAGCACAAAGGGAGGAAUUACACUACUCGAAGAGGAGUUUUCAUGAUCAAGAUCCGAUUUUGCAGAGUCGUCAUCGUCAUCAUUCACGGAUGAGCAAUGGAGAAAGUGAAGCAGAGAGGGAAGAAGUGCGGUGUAGUGAAUGGGAAGACCAUGACCGUUACAGCACUACUAGCUCUGGGUCCUCAGGGCUUGAAGAAGAUCCGGCGGAAGAUAAAGAAGACCCGAGAUACGAGGCCGGUCCAACCCCUUCAGCAAUUAAUGUGAGGUCAAAUUCUAAGAAUUACUAUUCAUCAGCUCAUAGGUCGGGCAAUGCAGGGUCGCCUGCGAUGAGUUGGGGGAACGGAACCACUACUGGUAAAGAGGAAGUGGUGGAAGCAGAUAACAGAAUGGUGGUGAGGCAUGAAGAUCUGUCUGAGAUUGCAGCUGCCAUCAAGUCCUACUUUGACAUGGCCGCUUCUUCUGGCGAUCAGGUUUGCGACAUGCUUGAGGCUGGCCGUGAACAGCUUGAUCGCAAUUUCAAGCAGUUAAAGAAGACAGUGUAUCAUUCAAGUGGGAUACUGAGUAGUUUGAGUUCAAGCUGGAGUUCUAAGCCUCCAUUGGCCAUCAAGUAUAAACUUCAACCUCUCUCAAUCAGCGAAUCAGGGGGUCAAAAAAGUUUACGUUCCACCUUGGACCGACUCUUAGCUUGGGAAAAGAAACUGUAUGCGGAAGUGAAGGCCCGAGAAGGAACAAAAAUUCAGCAUGAAAAAAAAUUGGCCACACUUCAAAGUCAGGAAUACAGAGGGGGUGAUGUAGCCAAGUUGGACAAGACUAAGGCAGACAUAAACAAACUCCAAUCUUUGAUUUUGGUCACCUCUCAAGCCGUCACCACGACCUCUUCUGCUAUUAUUGGCCUUAGAGAGUCUAACCUUGUCCCUCAGCUAGUUGAACUUUGUCAUGGGUUGAUGUACAUGUGGAGAUCUAUGAACCGGUUCCAUGAUGUCCAGAACGAGGUAGUCCUACAAGUGAGGGGCCUCAUCAACCGAGCAACCCAGCAGUCAACGUCAGACCUACAUCGGCAGGCGACCCGUGACCUGGAGUCUGCCAUCUCUGCAUGGCACGCUGCCUUCUCCCGCCUGAUAAAGUUCCAAAGAGACUUUGUGCGGUCCAUCUACGGCUGGUUCAAGCUCUCCCUCCUAUCAGUUGACGGCAACAUGGGCCCCAGCAGUGCGGGAGCGUUCUCCUUCUGCGAGGAGUGGAAACUAGCCCUCGACCGGGUACCGGACACUGUGGCAUCAGAAGCCCUCAAGAGCUUCAUAAAUGUUGUGCACUCCAUAUCCUUGAAACAAACCGAGGAGGUGAAGAUCAAGAAACGGACCGAGUCAGUGUCCAAGGAGAUGGAGAAGAAGGAGUCUAACAUUCGCAGCCUUGAGAGGAAGUUUUACAACUCUUACUCCACUGUGGGUAUCAACCUUUCAGAUGAUCGCGGUGGUGGUGAGGCUUUGGAUGCGCGCGACCCGCUGGCUGAGAAAAAGGCUGAGCUACAGUCGUGGCAACGCCGGGUGGAAGAUGAGAUGUUGAAACACCUGAGGGCAGUGGAGGUGACGAGAGCAAUGACUCUUAACAACAUUCAGACGGGUUUACCCCCCGUGUUCCAUGCCAUGACUAGUUUCUCUGCCUUGUUCACUCAAGCUCUUGAGGCUGUUUGUGCCAGUUCUUAUUCUAUUUAAUUAUUGAUUUAUUACUUGAUAAUUAUACCCAUCCAGGUGAUAUCAAAUUACUAUAUAGUUACUAUUUUCUUUUCUUCUUGUUUUGUUGUAUAGAGAAAUACAGUUUGAGUUUUGCCACACCUGACAUUGGUUAUAUGCCUCUCUCUGUACAUAUAUUAGUUUUCUCUAUUAUAAAUGUAUCAAAAAUCAGAGCAACUUGUUUAAAGAGAUGAAUAAAGUUGUUGGCUUAUGUUUUUUAUAAAUAAUACUGUACAAAAUAUGAUGUCA